Molecule: messenger RNA, 1215 nt
Organism: Penicillium antarcticum
Lineage: Eukaryota; Fungi; Ascomycota; Eurotiomycetes; Eurotiales; Aspergillaceae
Product: lactate 2-monooxygenase
Exons: 1
Coding region: 1-1215 (404 amino acids)
Molecular function (GO): FMN binding; oxidoreductase activity
Source: RefSeq, a predicted model, not a curated record
AUGAAGACCUCAGCGAAUCUCACACCAUACACCUACGAAAAUGAUAUAUAUGGAGCAGGCUUGAGCGAUCAAAAGCCCCCAAUCUCCUUUGAUCCUACGAAAUGGCAAUCCCUCGCAAAAGAACGCCUCCCAGCUGAUAGCUUUGGCUACGUCUGGGGCUCAGCUGGUACCCGCCAAACGGAUGACAACAACAAGGAAGCAUUCAAAAAAUGGGGAAUCUUACCUUCCCGCUUGGUGGAAGCUGAUUUUCCAAGCCUCAAGACGAAUCUCUUUGGCGAUGAAUACGACUACCCCCUUGCUAUUGCACCUGUCGGUGUACAAAAGAUCUUUCACCCUAACGGGGAAGUCGCUACCGCAAAAGCGGCUGAUGGAGAAAAUGUCACUUAUAUCAUGAGCACGGCAGCAUCAACGAGCAUUGAGAAUGUAGCGGAUGCCAAUGGUUCUGGAUCGCGCUGGUUUCAGCUCUAUUGGCCUUCCAAUGAUCAUAUGGAUAUCACGGCAAGCUUGCUGAAAAGAGCCAAGGAUUCUGGAUACAAGGUUCUUGUCGUGACGCUUGAUACUUAUAUUCUUGGGUGGCGACCCAGCGAUCUUGAUAACGGAUACAAUCCCUUCCUUCGCGCUGAUAAUAUUGGAGUCGAGCUUGGGUUCUCGGAUCCGGUGUUCCAGGAAUAUUUCCGGAACAAGCACGGUAUCUCCAUUGAAGAAGAUGUCUCCAAGGCAGCGGCUGAAUGGGCACAUACCAUAUUCCCGGGUACCAGUCAUGGAUGGAACGAUAUUGAAUAUUUGCGCAGUCACUGGGACGGCCCGAUCGUGUUGAAAGGUAUUCAGACUGUUUCCGAUGCGAAGAAGGCGCGCGAACAUGGUGUUCAGGGCAUCGUGGUUUCGAACCACGGAGGCCGCCAGCAGGAUGGAGAUGUCGCGUCUUUGGAAAUGCUGCCUGAAAUUGCGGCCGCGGUUGGAGACGAUCUCGAGAUUUUGUUUGACUCUGGUGUGAGAUGCGGUGCAGAUGUUGUGAAGGCGUUGGCUCUGGGGGCGAAGAUGGUUUUGGUUGGUCGACCAUAUGUGUAUGGACUAGCUAUUGGUGGCGAGACUGGGGUCCGACAUGUGCUGAAGAGCAUUUUAGGAGACCUUCAGUUAACGUUGCAUUUGUCUGGUAUCAAAGAUGUGACGAAGGAGAACCUGAACCAAUCAGUACUGCGACAGAUCAGGACUUAG